Messenger RNA from Coccomyxa subellipsoidea C-169, 1543 nucleotides. RefSeq names its product ATP synthase gamma-subunit. The transcript has 7 exons. Gene Ontology annotation, molecular function: proton-transporting ATP synthase activity, rotational mechanism. Gene Ontology annotation, cellular component: chloroplast thylakoid membrane. The coding region runs from base 33 to 1139 and encodes 368 amino acids. Gene Ontology annotation, biological process: proton motive force-driven ATP synthesis. The record is from RefSeq and is a predicted model, not a curated record. NCBI's taxonomy places the organism in Eukaryota, Viridiplantae, Chlorophyta, Trebouxiophyceae, Coccomyxaceae.
CACGGUUGUGGGGCAUACAGUCAUCUGCAGCAAUGGCGUCCUUUUCUGCUGCCAUGGGUUGCGGACAAAUCAAUGGGAGCGUCCGCUCCAAGGCAAUCCAGGGGGACGCUAGCUUUGUUGCACCCAGGCGUGCAGCCCCUUUGCAGCAGAGAGGAGCUCUGCAGGUGUGUGCUGGGCUGAAGGACACCCGCGACCGUAUUAAUUCGGUCAAAAACACCAUGAAGAUCACGGAUGCCAUGAAGCUCGUGGCUGCUGCCAAGGUUAGGCGAGCACAGGAUGCUGUGGUGAAUGGGCGCCCCUUCGCAGAGAACUUGGUGAAGGUGUUGUACGGUGUGAACCAGAGACUCAGAGUGGAGGAUGUGGACUCACCUUUGGUCAACAUUAGACCAGUGAAGACUGUUCUCCUCGUCAUCGUGACUGGCGACCGUGGUCUCUGUGGCGGUUACAACAACUUUGUCAUUAAGAAGGCAGAGAAGAGGAACGCGGAGUUGAGACAGAUGGGCGUGGAUGUGAAGCUGGUGACUGUCGGCAAGAAGGGCGAGAAGUACUUCAAGCGCCGCGCAGACCGCUUCAACAUCAUCGCCAACUACGGUCUGGGCGCAACCCCCACCACGAAGGAGGCACAGGCCAUCGCGGACGAGCUGUACGCAGACUUUGUGAGCGAGGAGGUGGACAAGGUGGAGAUGAUAUACACAAAGUUUGUGUCCCUCAUCUCCUCCGACCCCGUCGUGCAGACCCUCCUCCCCCUCACCCCCCAGGGUGAGAUCUGCGACAUUGAGGGCCGCUGCGUGGAUGCUGCCGAGGACGAGUUGUUCACGCUGACGACCAAGGAGGGCAAGCUGACACUGGAGCGCGAGAAGGUGACCAUGGACACCUCCGACUUUGACGCCGGGCUCAUCUUCGAGCAGGACCCCGUACAGAUCAUCGAUGCCCUGCUGCCCCUCUACCUCAACUCCACCCUCCUCCGCUCUCUCCAGGAGGCGCUGGCGUCAGAGCUGGCCGCGCGUAUGAACGCCAUGAACUCGGCGUCCGACAACGCCAAGGAACUGAAGAAGAAGCUGACGCUGCAGUACAACCGCAAGCGCCAGGCCAUGAUCACCAGCCAGAUCAUUGAGAUUGUGUCUGGCGCCAACGCUUGAGCUCGCCAGUUUGCGAAACGAGGCCUGCGGCAGUCAGCUGCAGGCCGAAGGUCAGGGACUCAGUAGAUGCAGCAGCGUGGCCUAGUGUGGCAGGAGUGAGGGGUCCAUGGCUGCAGCCUUGGAAGAUCCUUUUUGCUGGGAGACAGAGCGUCUUGUCUUAUCGAGAGAUUCUUGAGGAAUAAUAUAUGUGAGAAGUGCUCCGACUGGAAGCUGGCAGGCCUGUCACAGUGGUUUUGAGGUGCGGCUGCAGUACUAGUAAUACAAGGGAUACGUCUCAGUGACAGCAGUAUUGAAUGGAGAGUGGUAGUUGAUGAACUUGAACAUUCAAGAUAAGCAGAGAAGAAAAAUUAAGAGGUUUUAGACGCCUUUAUGGUGUGAUAAACAGCUUGUAAGUGGUUUUGGGC